Messenger RNA from Vitrella brassicaformis, 1213 nucleotides. Lineage: Eukaryota; Vitrellaceae. The record is from the annotation of a GenBank genome assembly.
GGAAAAGGUGUAUGGCUGGCGCAGAGACGAGGGCCAAGGCUCUUGAGGCGCUCUCGGGUCUGUACUCGCGCUUUCAGCAGACUGCCGACGCACUCAAGGAGAGCACUGAGGCGGCUGCCGCCGUGAGUGAGAAGGACAUGGGCAAGGCCAAGGACAAGGAGGAGGGUGGUGACAAGAAGGAGGCUGAUGCUGACGCGGGUACUUACUGUACGGAUGCAUGUGAACUGUAGCUGGACGGUCUGCUGCAUUUGUUUUGUCUACUCUGCUGGCUGAGUGGCUCCAUUGAGUGUGUCAGGUCCUCCGAAGCGUCAGAAGGUGCGUGAGGCCGGCCUGGGGCUGGGCAUAGGGCGUUUCGGGUUCAAGGAGCCCACCAAGGAGCAGGUACUUCAUAUGCACUGCACUUGCACGCAGACGGACGCAUAUAUAUAUAUCCUACAUGUGAUGUCAUGUCAUGUGUCCGUGUGUGUGUGUGUGAUGUGUGUGUGGUUAGUUGCGCGAAAUGUUGAUCAAGGAGGAGAAGCUCCGUUGGCACCUGGUAAGGGAUAUCUAACUCCCCUUUCUUUCUUCAUUUUUCAAUUCUUCUCAAUUUCUCUUCUCAUUUUGCUUAUGUCUGCGCACAUUCUCUGUUCCUCUUUUUUCUCUGCCGCGGAUUGAAAGGCCACGCACGAGCGCAUGAAAAACGCCCGUGAGUGGCUCGAUGUGGCAGAGGAAAUCCAGAUACAGGCAAGUGAUGUGCAGCUGGGUGGGGGGGAGAUGGCGCGAAUGCACUUGUUUUGAGUCGCGUCGUGUGUGGGAUGGAUGGAUGGAUGGUUGGGUGAGGUGUGUGCAGAUAGUGAACGAGUACGGGUACGUUGGCAAGGUGAACGAGUCCUACGCGGCGCACCUGCUGCGCACCGCCCACGUCAAGUACCCCGACCUCAAGAGCAUCUCGGUCUACGCGCGGGAGAACAUCGCUCGCGACGGAGAGCUCAAGGCAACCACCAACGAACCAACCAACCAACCAACGACCACACACACACACAGGAGAUUUAUGUGUGGUGGGUGUUUGGUGCAGGAGGGGCAGACAGCCCCGGAUGUGCCUUUGCUGGACCCUGCGGGUGCGCCCUGUCGUUUGUCGGAGCUGAUCAAGGCCACGCAGCAGCGGGAGGGGGGCGGGGGGCCGCUCCCUUUCACACUCAUCGUCGCCGGCUCGCACACCUGACCCCCGUUCCGG